This is a messenger RNA of Malurus melanocephalus (red-backed fairy wren), 1577 nucleotides long. Its product is annotated as adrenodoxin-like. Bases 70 to 621 code for a protein of 183 amino acids. Gene Ontology annotation, molecular function: 2 iron, 2 sulfur cluster binding. NCBI's taxonomy places the organism in Eukaryota, Metazoa, Chordata, Aves, Passeriformes, Maluridae. Gene Ontology annotation, biological process: positive regulation of oxidoreductase activity; P450-containing electron transport chain. Gene Ontology annotation, cellular component: mitochondrion. The record is from RefSeq and is a predicted model, not a curated record. The transcript has 4 exons.
CACUAUAAGUCCCUAAGCGAGCUGUCCUUGCAGCAAAGGGCAGCUCAGGAGGCUCAGAGCAGGACCAGCAUGACGGCUCCCGGCAUCCUGGGGCUGAUGCGACCCUUGAGGAGCGGGCUGAAGGCGAGCAAAACCCACCUCAUUUAUCUCUGGAGUGUGGCUGAGCAGCAUCACAGCCCAGCAAAGGGCUCAGAGAGAGGUUUCAGCUCCACRCUCAGGUUGCAGGAUGUCCCCGGGCAAUCGAGCUCUGAGGACCAGGUGACWGUGCAUUUUAUAAAUCGGGAUGGAGAGAAACUUACAACCACAGCCAAAGAAGGGGAGAGUUUGCUGGAAGUGGUAGUCAACCAAAACUUGGCCAUUGAUGGAUUUGGUGCUUGUGAAGGGACCUUAGCCUGCUCUACCUGUCACCUCAUCUUUGACAAGGAAGCCUUCCAGAAGCUUGAUGCCAUCUCAGAUGAAGAGCUAGACAUGCUGGACUUGGCAUAUGGCCUCACUGACACAUCACGCCUUGGCUGCCAGGUGCACGUUAAGAAGUCCAUGGAYGGUGUGACAGUGCGGGUCCCCAUGGAUGUGUCGGACAUGAGGAGGCAGCUGGAGGUUGGAAAGCAAAGCAAACAGUAACUGGAAACGACUGCUGCACAGCUUACAUCCUCAUUUAGGCGUGGCAGGGCACUUUGCUUUUGGUUGGCACCAUUGCUUUUUGUGGCUGGCUUGCAGUAGACCACAGAGGUCUGAUUCAGUAUAAAAGGCGUGUUUGGCAAAUCUCCUAUUUAAACAAGGCCUAAUGCUUAAUAGGGUCUUUGGUACAAGUUUUAAGUGCUUAAAUGCUCCUCUGAACGCAACUGGAUUGAAGUGUAUGGCUUUUUAUUUCCCUGGGUGGGUGUCAGCAAACAGCUCUGCUGUAUGUGACUUGCUUUCCCCUUUGAAAUUUAAGAAAUCUGCUAUUCUGAGUAACUGCUGAGAAUUUUACAAGGCCUGGCUCUUUAAAACUGGAGCAGACUUUGCCCAGUUUUGGAAGCUUAAGAAGAGAUCGCUCUUUGUGGGUCAGUGUGCUGAUGGGUUUGAUGAUGUAGGUGACUUGAGUUUGGUCAGCUAGAGCAUUCUGAUGACAUUUGUGUGCUGAGAGUUCCUGUAAGCAGGAACCACUCUGAUGAACUUGAGAUAUUACGGGUCCCUGAAUUAUUCUAUGCCGGGAGCAGCCACUAUCUCCAAACGUUAAAUUUUUCUCAUUGCUGUACUGUCACACAUGUCAAAUAAAAUUCUAAUGAUGAGGCUUUUUGACCUACAAGAUGCAGUGUUCUGGUACCAUGAGCCUGGCUGGAAUGGAAUGAGUUGGAUGGAAUUUUUGUUGGCUGCARUAAGCACAGCUGAGCAAAGGAGGUGAUUGUCCUUCUCUGCUCAGCAGUGAUGGGGUCUCACCUGAAUACUGCACACAGUUUUGGGCACUGAAUAUAAAACCACAUGAUGCUGUUAGAGAGGGUCCAGAGCAGGACAGUGAGGAUGAUGAAAGGGCUGGAGGGGAAGCCUUAUGAGGAGCACURAGGUMAYUUGGUUUGUUCAGCCUGGAGAAGAAGAGA